Messenger RNA from Ostertagia ostertagi, 684 nucleotides. NCBI's taxonomy places the organism in Eukaryota, Metazoa, Nematoda, Chromadorea, Rhabditida, Trichostrongylidae. The record is from the annotation of a GenBank genome assembly.
AUGCAAGGAUGGGAUGAUUGUAUUAAAGCAGGACUAAAAGAGGAUUCCACUGUCGCUUUGCUCUGGCAACAAAGAGCUUUACCGCUCUGGAAAACGCACAAAUAUGAACUUGCGCUGGAAUACUAUAACAAAGCAGUGCUAUAUGAUCGCAGAAACUAUCUGGGCAGGAGAGGGUUUCUGAAAUGUAUUUUUCAGAAGAAUUACCGGGAUGCAAUUGCAGAUAUGGAAACUGCCGAAAAAGAGUUCGGGUAUGGCUAUCAGAAUGAUCAUUCCUAUCGGUUCUACAUCGCACUAUGCCAUUUGCAAUUGAAUGAAUUUGAAAGAGCGGAACAGAUACUGCAAAAAGAAUUUGAAAAGGUAAUUAAAGAAAGAGGAGCAGACUGGAUUCAUUUGGAACUCUUUUAUAUGGGCGUUGUCCAGUACGAAUUGCGCAAAUAUGAUAAGGCCAUUUUGUAUUUUGACAAAGCCUUGUUUAUCUAUAAAAAUUUCUCUGAUGCCCAAUACUAUAAGGGGCUUUGCCUGCUGCAAAAAGGAGAACGGGAACAAGCGAAAACCAUCAUGUUAGCAGCAAAAUCCAAUUCUGAAAAAGGUUAUACCAUCAAUGAAGAUGAUUCAUUUUACGAAACUUACCCUUACCAGGUGAACUGGUUUAUGGCAAAAUGGAUGAUACCGGACUAUAAAUGA